AUGGCAUCGAUUUUAAGUUCAGUUAGAAAUAAACGUUCGGUGUCGCCUGUCGUCCAACGUUUAUUAGAAUUAUGUGUGCAUUAUCAACAACAACAGCAGGAUAACCAAAAUCAUGCAUCGUCGUCAAAUGCAAAUGUGCAGGAGAUGAACAAAAUCGCCGAGAAGAAGAUUAAAGCAUUAGUAAAGCAAGUAAACAAAUCGAAGAAACAGGGUUCAAUCGAAGAACUUGAAAACGCUAUUUUGCAUAAAGAUCCAAGAACAAGGUGUAUAACAAUCCCAAAUUCAUCGAAUGCUACUGAGGACGGAUCAUCACGAUCAAAUCCGGUCGUUGAAUACUGUCGUCUUUGGCGCUGGCGUAAUUUAACCAAUCAAAAUGAACUCAAACCGGUCGAUUACUGCCCAAAUGCGGUUCAUUAUGGUCAACCUAAUAUUUGCGUUAAUCCCUAUCAUUAUGAACGCGUGCCAACAUCGUACUCGGUUUAUGUUCCAAUUCUACCGCCAUAUGCUAUGCCUAGUCUAACAGACAUACGUUCGGAAUCUAUGAAGGAUAACAUACCACCUCAAAUUCCUCAAAACACAACAUACGAAGCACCAUUUCAACAAAUACCAGUGUCACCAUCUUUAUCGCCUGAAAGUAUUGCCUCACAAGAUUCGUAUCUCUCACCGUGCGACACGAUGAACAGUGAGGACAAUGCUCAACAAAUGGCAACACCGAUGGAUUUAGAUGAUAUUACACCCGUGCCAUCAAAUCCAUCACAAGAACCAAAUAGAAUCGGUGAACGCGUUCCAUUUGAAGAGCCACAUGAAUGGUGUCAUAUAUCUUAUUAUGAGAUGUCUACUCGCGUCGGUGAACAAUAUCGUGCAAGCCAAUCUCAAGUGAUCAUCGAUGGUUUUACAGAUCCAUCAAGUGCUGAACGAUUUUGUUUGGGUGGCUUAACAAAUGUUCACCGAACAACGGAAAUCGAUAAGGCUCGACGAUAUAUUGGUCGAGGUGUAAAACUGUUCCACAUUCGUGGAAGUGUAUUUGCCGAGUGUCUAUCGGCUAAUCCAGUCUUUGUUCAAAGUCCGAUUACAAAUAAAAGACUUUCAUGGCAUCCAGCAACUGUCUGCAAAAUUCCACCAAAUGUCCGUCUGAAAAUUUUCGAUAGUGAUGAUUUCACUCAAGUCUUAGCUAGUGCUGUUAAUGAAGGUUAUAAAUCUGUCUACCAACUUAUGCGAAUGUGUAUCAUUCGGAUGAGUUUCGUGAAAGGUUGGGGUGUCGAUUACGGACGGCAGACAGUUACAUGUACACCGUGUUGGAUAGAGAUACACUUGGAUGGCCCAUUGAAAUGGCUCGAUUCAGUUCUUUCGACAAUGCGUGGUCCAACGGACUCGAUCACUAGUGUUUCAUAA
Adineta ricciae is the source of this 1392-nucleotide messenger RNA. NCBI's taxonomy places the organism in Eukaryota, Metazoa, Rotifera, Eurotatoria, Adinetida, Adinetidae. The record is from the annotation of a GenBank genome assembly.